CAUGGCGUUCGGUGGAGAGGACGAUAUUGCAGUAGUGUUUAUUUUAUGUUCUUAAUCCAUGUAUACACGUACAUAUUUAUGCUUCGUAACAUAUUAAACCUCGUUAAUAAUUGUUUGUAUCCGGUUUUAUUAGUCUAAGCUCAUUUUGACGCGCCAUUUUAGCGUGCUAGCUGCUAACAAAGAGACGUGGAAGUUGUCAACACAUCUCUAAGCAGAGACAAAGUGUGAAAACGAUAACGAGAGUAAGAGGAGGAGCUUUCUCCAAUAAAAGAGGAGGUCGUCGACGUCAGCUACUGGACGCUAUUUGAAGAAGCAUCAAAUUGUUUUACACAGAGAGCAGACUCCUGAGCAACAGGAGUGGAGCUCCAGGAUGGAGCAGGAGCCCCCCUACAUUAAAAAGGAAGAGGAGGAAGAGCCACCGCCCUUCCACAUCAAACAGGAGCAGGAGGAGGAUUACAGCAUCAGUGAGGAGAGAGAUUAUCAUGAAGGACCGGAGGAGUUCCCAGUGAUUUGUGUCCCUGUGAAGAGCGAAGAUGAUGAAGACGGAGUUCAAAGUGAGAUGAGAGAGGCGGAGCUUCCAAGCAGCUCAUCUCAACACCUGACAAUACAAUCUGGCUGUGGAGGAUCACAAGCAGACAACCUAUUGGCUCCGCUAUCGGAUAGCGACGAUACAUCACACUCUCCUGACACUGAUGAUGACGACUCCAAAGCUAAUAAGACAUGUCACACCGACAACGCACACUUUAAAUGCUCUCAUUGUGACAAAACUUUCAAUGACCGCAGUAAUCUGAAAAGACACGUGAGAAAUCACACAGGAGAGAAACCUUUCAUGUGCUCAAUUUGCGGUAAGAGAUUCAAUCGAAAGGUACACUUAACAAUACACACAAGAACUCACACUGGGGAGAAACCUUACUCCUGUUCGGUGUGUGGUAUGUGUUUUGCACAACAACAAUAUUUAAAAAUACACAUGAGGAUACACACCGGAGAGAAACCAUUCUCUUGUUCAGUGUGCGGUAUAGGUUUUGCGCAAAAGCAAUAUUUGAAAAUUCACAUGAGAAUCCACACUGGGGAGAAACCUUUUUCCUGUUCGGUGUGCGGUAAAAGUUUUGUACAAAGUCAUGAUUUCAAAAUACACAUGAGAAGACACACUGGAGAGAAACCGUAUUCCUGUUCCAUUUGCAACAAAGGCUUUUGUGAAGGAACGGCUCUUGUAAGACACAUGAGAACACACACUGGUGAGAAAGUGUUGAGGUGCAGUGUGUGUGAUGAAAGAUUCUCUUAUAAAUACCAGGUUGAUAAUCACAAGUGUGCUGGAGAGAACAGCAGCACUAAAUGAAGCUGCGGGACAAGACUUUCAUACCUUACUUUUUAACAUCACAAAACAUAUGACAUAUAAUAUGUGGCAUCAUUAUUGUAUGUGUAACACAACAU
This is a messenger RNA of Doryrhamphus excisus (bluestripe pipefish), 1431 nucleotides long. RefSeq lists its product as uncharacterized. Gene Ontology annotation, cellular component: PcG protein complex; chromatin; transcription regulator complex. Gene Ontology annotation, biological process: regulation of transcription by RNA polymerase II. Gene Ontology annotation, molecular function: RNA polymerase II cis-regulatory region sequence-specific DNA binding; DNA-binding transcription factor activity, RNA polymerase II-specific. The record is from RefSeq and is a predicted model, not a curated record. NCBI's taxonomy places the organism in Eukaryota, Metazoa, Chordata, Actinopteri, Syngnathiformes, Syngnathidae.